UGAUUAAUAGUCUUAAAAGCCAAACCAGAUUCGCUCACACUGGUGACGUUUGUUACUUCUUCACAAGAGAAACAGAAGCGUUGCUCCCAGGAAACGUCUUUGAAGGUGCAGCAUCGAACUGUAUCACACAGGAAAUGCUCGCUAAAGAUUUCAGUCUAUUUGAUUCUGAAGAAGGGCAGGCUUGAUUUCCUGAUAUAAAGGGACCAGAGCCACCCAUUUCAACAAGAGCUUAGGUGGGUGGAGAUGACCUCUAUGAUUAUCAAGUUAGAAAGCUUGAAGGCGAUUUCAACUUUUUGUGCAUCUCUGAAGCUUCCAAGGAUCCUCAGAGAAAUGAAUUUAAAUCAGCCCAAAAUUCUGAAGAGAAUAAGGAGGACAUAAGUUGCCAUCAAGCCAAUGCUCAGUCUGCCUCUGGUUCUAGUUGCUCUUCUCGUAGAAGAACUAAGGCAUCCUCCUCAGGAAGAAGCGAUGUUGAGUUCAAGGCAGCUCUGAGACUUAUCAAAAGAUUCUUUAAAAAUGUCUUCAAGUCUAAGAAUACCGAAAUUAUUAGAAGAAGGUAUAUUAACUGAGAUAUGCAAGAAGUCCAAUCCCAGAUGAAAAUACUACUUUGUGAGUUCUUUCCUCAAGAAGAAAUCACAGAAGAGCUUGUGGACUACACCAUUGGUGUUGUUAAUCCCAAGUGGGGAUCAAGACUUGAUUGAAGUAAAGAAACUCAAGAAGAAAUUUCGAAGUUCCAUACAUGUUGUCAGACAUUUUCAAAGAAGAAAUUCAGUGCUCUCCUUGAAUCUCAAAAUUUCAGAGUUCUCUGUAGCUAUCCGACCCAGAAAUUGGAUGAUCCUCGUAUUAGAAUCAUCAAGCAAGAGCUUGAGCAAAGUUCAACUUAAUAGAGGCAGAACAGGAAGCAUUCACUAAUCUAAUUUUAAUAAAAUUUACUCAAACAAAGUUCUUCGAGUUUUAAUUUUUAUGAGAUUUCAGUGCAUCUCUUUCAGUCUUUCUGAAAGUUCUCAUAGUCUACAUCAAUCCUGUCAAAUGCUUAAGGGUUCAUUAUAUCAACGCCAGUCUGUUCAAGGUCUUCUUAAAAGAGUGGGAGUUAGCUGCAUCAUAAACCUACUUUAUUGCUAUCCAGUCAUAUUUGAAUUAAAAACAGGAGAUCUAGAAUUAAACACUAUUUUUAAGAGAAAGUGCCUGUUCCCUUAGCUUUGCAAAGAACUUUAGCUAUUCCUAAGGGCCUACUUCUUUGAAAGAGUGUAUCAGAGUUACUUCAAAAUGUCUGAAGCUUUAAGAUGAUGGUAUCAGAGAGGCAUGCGAAGGUACUAUAAAGUUCUAUUUUACCAUCAAUAUUUACUUCCAUCUAUCAGAUGACGAAAAUCCAAGUCUUAACUUGUCCUAACUAGGUUUAUCAGCCCUCAGUUCCUUUAUCAAAGUUUUCUCCAUUCAGAAAAUUCUUAAGAGAAAAUAUAAACCCAGUAACUUAAUAUUGACAGAAUUUAUGAAAUAAGAGCGCGGUGGGAAACCAGUUGACACUCCAAAAAGAUUUUGCCUAAAGCCUCUUAUGCAGGUGAAAGCUAUUGCUGUAGGCUCAGGCAUCAGAGAAACUCUCUUUGGCACUAUCUCCUAACUCUGAGGCUAACUUCUCACAGGAUAACAGUGUACUUGUAGUUUGGUUUUCUGAUGUUCGUUCUGAGGUUCUGAUGUUCUACAAAUUUAUGUACUAUGGGUAACCACCCACUCCAUCCACGAAGACUCAUAUGUUAUGAAUAUGCAUCAAAUCUAAUAAAAGCUGACAUAUUCAGGCUUAGUGGCUCUAUUUCUGUAGUUUGGCUGCAACUGAUAUGCUGAAAUUCAGUCUGGGUAAUCGAUGAAAUAUGUGUUAUGAAAACCCGAUAAAAGCAUACUAGUAAUCUUCUGAGUCUUCAUUGAAUUUUUCUAAUGGGCUGUAAAUGAAGAGCACCGUAUAUGGAUUUAGCCAUCCUUAGCUCAGGUGUUAACAAUUUCUAAGAAGCCAGAUAUACCGAGGUUUAAUCCUCAUUUUGCUUAUCACCCAAAAAUUCAAUAACUUGUGCAUGAAAAUUCUGAAACAACCAAAGCACUUUGAAAAUGGAGGUACUUCAGCAGCUGUGCACGAACUGAAAUAUCUGGCUAGGCUAACGCUAUAAGCUUGUUUCAACAUGCCUAGUCAGAUUAGGGAUGCGCAAGCUCCAUCUACUCAGUUAUGCUAGCUUUGUAGGAUUAAAUGAAUUUGAAGAGUUUUUACAAUAGUCCCAAAUCCAUAAUCAAUAGAUUUUUCAAAAGUGUUCUCAGUCAGAAUUGGCCUAGUAACAGGGUUUAGAGAACAUCUAGUCGAAUUCAAUCAAUUAGAUGGCCAGAAAUCUUCCAAUUUAGCAAAUCGGGCAACAUUAGCAAGAGUUUAUGGAAGCUGGAAAUAAUAUUAAUAGGAUUUCGGUUCUAAAAUCUUUUAGAGAAGCCUCUAUUGCUCUUCAGCAUCCAAGGUGUUGUUAGAUUGCCUUAGUAACUUAAAAUUUGAAGGGUUCAGAUUACUAAGGCUAAGGGGUUAAGAUAUUUCUUAGUUUUUAGUAUUCAAAUGCUCCAAAAUACUGACUCUGGAAGAAUAAGUUAAUCAAAGGAAGGCCUAUCGCAAGCCUGGAGGCUCAGGAGUGGGCCAAUGUAUUUUUCAUUUUCAGACGAUUUUAGAUUUGAGAGAUAAGCCAUGGUGUAAGUUGCUAAAAAGUAUGAUUUG
This is a messenger RNA of Moneuplotes crassus, 2734 nucleotides long. The record is from the annotation of a GenBank genome assembly. Lineage: Eukaryota; Ciliophora; Spirotrichea; Euplotida; Euplotidae.